Molecule: messenger RNA, 2968 nt
Organism: Stereum hirsutum FP-91666 SS1
Lineage: Eukaryota; Fungi; Basidiomycota; Agaricomycetes; Russulales; Stereaceae
Exons: 4
Coding region: 1-2379 (792 amino acids)
Biological process (GO): positive regulation of nuclear cell cycle DNA replication; regulation of cell cycle phase transition
Cellular component (GO): nucleus; Dbf4-dependent protein kinase complex
Molecular function (GO): nucleic acid binding; zinc ion binding; protein serine/threonine kinase activator activity
Source: RefSeq, a predicted model, not a curated record
AUGGCUACCAGCUCGCGUCGCCCCAACCUCAAUUCGCGCCAAACAGUUCUACCAUUUCCCGCGUUGGGCUCGCCGAAGCCGACGCGUUCAACGACUGGAGGCACUUUUUCGCGAUCUGGGUCGUCGACAUCUAUCAAGCGAGCCCGUUCACCCGACCACCGUGACACCCACGACAUCCACCCUAAACGUCUCAAGCCCGUGCCGCCUUCCCCGACGAAACGUCAGCCCUCAGCACACGCGCAAACUUCUGGCCAACCACCUCUGACUUUCAGCCCGAAGGCUAAUGCAUCUCGCGAACGUGAGGAGGCUAAGCGGAGGGAACAGAAGCGUGCAGAAAGGGAAGCUCAGAAGGAGGAGUUCAAGGUGAAGUAUACGAGGGCGUUUCCUGGGUGGACUUUCCAUAUCGACGACGAUGUGUUUGGCCCGGAGGAGUCGUUGGCGAAGAAGAGAAUUGAAGAUCGGUUGACUAGGCUUGGGGCGAACAUCGAGGAUUUCUUCUGCAAAGAAAUAACACACUUGAUCACCAACAAACCUCUCCCCUCCGAAGAGCUCAACCUCACGAACAAAGAGAACGUCUCAAAGUCCCGUAUCCUCAAAAGCCCAAUGCGCCCUCGAGGCAGACCCGGCGAAGAUGCCGUGCCACCACCGAGUUACGAGAACAACAUCGUACGCAAAGCCCAGAACUUCAACAUGAAAAUCUGGAGCAUCGCCAAGCUCGAAUCCGUCCUCGAUCGCUGCCUCGACACCUCCACGUCCGCCGCCGUCACCGCCGUCACAUCCACAUCCCGUCUCCCCGCCCCCUCCCUCCUCACCAGUGCCUCUGCAAGUACCUCCGUCCCUACGCGCACCCUCGCCCGCAAUCUUGAAUACGAACGUCUGCACGGCACGACCGAACGCGAUCCGCGCGAGAAACGCCAUAAUUACCGAUACUUCACGAAGGGGAGUUAUUUCGUGUUGGUGGAGGAUCUGUGGCAGGAGAUGGCGACGAUUAAUGCGAUCGAGUAUCCGGUUCAUAAGAGGAAGGAGGAUGGGAGGGAAGAAGGGGCGUGGCCUGUGCUUUAUUGUCAUCCGAAGGCGAGGAGUCCGUUUAUUGAGUAUGAUGAACGAGAAGCGAGGAGGGUCGUGAGGAACGAGAGACAGGAGAAGGAGAGGGACGAGGAGAGGAAGAGGAGGAUCGCGAAGGUGAAGGAGAGGGAGAGACAGAUGAAGAGGGACGAGAGCAUGAGGUUGAGGGAGGAGGAGGCUAUGAGGGCGAAGGCCAGAGAAGAGAAGGAGAGGGAGAAGGAGAUGAUGACUAAAGGGAGUGAUUUGAGGAGAACGAUGUCGAUGGUCCAGCUGAGGAAGAGGGCUUCCCUGGGAGCUCCAGGCGAGUCAGGCAUUCACGGCCUCGGAUUCGGGGCGGAGGAUGGAGAUGUGGACUUGAUGGAGUCGGCUAAUGCGUCUGGGUAUAUCGGGAGCGGAGCGUACAUGGCGGCUUCGGGCAACAGCGUCGCUAUCACUUCCACAGUCGGGACCACCUCAACUGCUGGUGGGAUGAGCCACGGCAGUGGUCUUGGAAGGAAUACGGCUCUGCUGCACCCAAGCCUGCGGAAGGGAAUCCAGCAACACGUCGUCACUUCGCGCAAGGUCAACCCUGGUACAGAGGACCAACCGGGCGGAGUCCGAAAGGGCACGAUGGGUCCACCAGAGGCUAUUCCAGAGAGGAAGAUGCUGAGGAAAAGCAAGUCUACCAACACGCUGAAGUUGCCGAAAAGGGAGGAGGGGUCGAAGCCUGGAUAUUGCGAGUGCUGCAAGGCGAAGUUUACCGACUUUGCCGACCACAUCGUCAGCCGCAAACAUCGCAAAUUCGCCCAGGACGACAACAACUUCCUCCAGCUCGACGAAGUCCUCUCGCGCGUCCGCCGUCAAACCCGCGCCGAAGUCGCAGCGUCCGAGGCCGACGCGCUCUUUUCUCCUCCAUACGAGGAAGAAGACGCGUACGCGUACGAGGACGAAGACGAAGACAACAGCUCCGGACACUCGGCGGCGCCUGAUUCCCAAGAAGUCAGCCCGAUCGUGGUUAGUCUGGACGAGGAGAUGGAUAAUGAGGAGGUUGAGAAGGUUAUGGAGUAUGAGAAGGGUCAUGGACAGGGUCAUCAUGUGAGGUCGAGCGAGGAGGUGGCGGAUUAUUUGCCGAUUGGGAAGGGCUUGGAGGAUGAGGAAGAGCAAGAAGAGCAAGAGGUUGUUGAUAUCGAGGUGGAUGAUGAGGAAGAGGAGGUUGAGGUUGUUGGGGACGAAGAAGAUGUCGAGGUGGCUGGAACGGAAGAAGCAGAAGAACAGCAGCAGCAGCAGAAUAUGAUCAACCUCGACUCUGACGACUCUGACGACGAGUGGAUGUAAGACGUUGGAUCGAUAUCCCAGUCUUGCGAGGUGGCGGCACAGCAUCAUGUGGCGUUUCGCAGUGAAGAUGCCGGUGGUACGUAGCAUCAAAGGAUGGGAGUGGGCCAUUGGUUUCGUCGACGUCGCAUUUCGUUUGGUUUGGUCUGUCUUUCAAACUCACUGCAUCGCAACCUCUUUUUUUCUUGCAAUUGGUGUCGUCGUCGUCGUCGUCCUGUUGAAGUUCCGUUCGCAUUGUAUUUUUCACAUUCCUUUGUCUUUUUUUCUGUUUCUUUUUACAUCCAGGAAGUCUAUGCACCGUUGCACGUCUAGCACAUACCCGUAUGAUCACGAUCGGUAUCAAAUUCAGCCCCCUCUUCCUGUUCUCGUUCUCGUUCUCGUUCCGUUGUAUUCAAAAUUCACCUUCUAGACUUGCGUCCUAUACGAGUAAGUAUCCCAGCCCCCUCCCCUUCUCCCCUUCUUCCAUCCACCAUGCCAUUGUGUUUGCUCCUCUUCCUUCCCCCCCUCCCCAAAGUUCUCUUCCUCGCCAAACGUGAAUCGCCCACUGCUCAGCUAAGCUUAAGUUACGGUAAUGUUAUGAAUGAACCCUGCC